CAUCUAACACUUCUGUGAUUCUGUGUUAAACAAACUCACACAUGACCCGAGCAAAGGGGAAAUAACGGUAAAGACAAAGGUGAUGUGAUCACAUGCAAAUGUGCCUGAAACGAUUAUUCAGACUGUAAUUCUUAUUUAUUCUCCUAUCUCUGAUCAUCUUCUCUGUUGACUCACCCUCUGUCUCCUCUUCAGCCUUUCUCAAGGUUACUUUAGUUCAUUGGGCGUGUCCUACUGCACCACGUGAUCGUGAUGCAAAGUUACUCCGUGUCGCGGCUGUGCUCAGCUGCAGGGGGUGGCGUGAUGUACCAAAUAUUGUGUAAUAAAUCGAUGCUUAAAAUAAAUAUAUUUAUACUAUAUAUAUAUGUUAUAAUACCCAGGUAGCUUUGCGCCACUGCAGUCUGGCACAUUCACACGUUUCAUGCACGAAUGUACUGACAGUAUCAUCGCAUUUGGAUCCGGAAAACAAAAAAUGCAUUUCACAAUAAAUACUUAAUCAAUUGAUGAACUAGGUCGGUAAUUGACAGCAAAUAACCUUAAUUGGCUCUUCCGUCCGACGAGAACCUGAAACACAGCCCGGGUGUCUGCCAUUGCGCAGCAGCCAAGUAGGUGAAGGUGGAAAAAUCCACCAGGAAGGAUGCUUCAAUAGUCUGUCGGGGUCUGUUUUUUCAGCCAACACGUGUCGUUUUUUCAGGCGAAAUCUUCACAGUGAAACCUGCUGGUCAUCUUCAUCCCCUGCACAGCUCCCCCACCGUGGUCUGUCUCAAAUAUAUUGUCGUCCCCCCCCUCCCCUCCCGCACCCCCCUCCUUAAUCUCCCAGAUUGUCGGCGACUUGCUGCAGUCGAUGCUGCAGUUUUGAGCCGCUCCUGCACCGGGACAGCUGACUCAAUGAGAAAGACAUGCUCGCAUUCGUUUUGGUCUCUGGGUCGCUCUGGAUUAUAUUAGAGCUGAGUUCUACCCUAAUGGAGAAGAUGCAGGCCCAGGAGAUGAUGAGCGGCCUGAGGAUACCAGAGAUGGACGACAUCGGCCAGUUCUUCCGCUCCCUGCCGACCUCCACCCUCGUGGGCAUCGGCGCCCUGACCGCCGUGCUCGCGUACUGGUUCGCCACCAGACCCCGUCCCAUCAAGCCUCCCUGCAGCCUGCUGCAUCAGUCCGAAGAGGUUCCGCAUGAAGGUGGGGGACGCAGAUCCAUGAUGGGUGACCCCUCUAAACUACUGACUCACUAUCAUGACGACGCCAGGACCAUGUACGAGGUCUUCCAGAGAGGGCUGCAUAUAUCUGGAGAUGGGCCUUGCUUAGGCUCGCGGCUCCCUAACCAGCCUUACAAAUGGAUGUCCUACAAAGAGGUGACGGCCCGAGCAGAGCAUCUGGGUUCAGGUCUGCUGCACCAGGGCUGCCAACCCAACCCCGACCAGUUCAUAGGAGUGUUCGCUCAGAAUAGACCUGAGUGGAUCAUCUCAGAGCUAGCAUGCUACACCUACUCCAUGGUGGUGGUGCCCCUGUAUGACACGCUAGGGGCGGAUGCUAUACGAUUCAUCAUUAACACAGCCGACAUUUCCACGGUCAUCUGCGACAAGGUGGAGAAAGCUCGGGUGCUCCUGGAGAACGUGGAGCGGAAGGAGACCCCCGGCUUGGGGAGAAUCAUCCUGAUGGACGCCUUCGACUCCGCGGUGGUGGAGCACGGCAAGAGCUGCGGCGUCCAUGUGCAGGGCAUUCAAGAAGUGGAGGCUCUGGGCAGAGAGCACUACAGAAAACCUAUACCACCUGCCCCAGAUGACCUGUCCAUUGUGUGUUUCACCAGCGGAACCACAGGAAAUCCAAAAGGAGUCAUGCUCACCCACGGGAACGUGGUAGCAGAUUUCUCAGGCUUCCUCAAAGUAACAGAUAAAGUCAUUUUCCCCAACCAGGAUGAUUGCCUCAUUUCCUUCUUGCCACUGGCUCACAUGUUUGAGAGGCUAAUUGAGUCUGUGGUGUAUUGUCAUGGAGGACGGAUCGGGUUUUAUCAGGGAGACAUCCGCCUCCUGCCCGAUGACAUGAAGGCCCUGCGGCCGACCAUUUUCCCCGUGGUGCCUCGUCUGCUCAACCGCAUGUACGACAAGAUCUUCAGCCAAGCAAACAGUCCGUUGAAGCGCUGGUUGCUUAACUUUGCCGCCAAGAGAAAAGGAGCUGAAGUUAGCAGAGGGAUCAUUCGCAGCGACAGCAUCUGGGACAAAAUCUUCUUCAGUAGGAUUCAGGAGAGCCUGGGAGGGAGGCUGAGGAUGAUAAUAACGGGGGCGGCUCCUACCUCACCCAGCGUCCUGGGAUUCCUCAGAGCUGCUCUGGGAUGCCAGGUGUACGAGGCGUACGGCCAGACAGAGUGCACGGCUGGCUGCACCUACACCACGCCUGGAGACUGGACCCCAGGUCAUGUCGGGGCUCCGCUGCCAUGUAACCUCAUCAAACUGGUGGAUGUUCCCGACAAGAACUACUUUGCCUCUAAAGGAGAGGGAGAGGUUUGUGUGAAAGGACCAAACGUGUUCAAGGGCUACCUCAAAGACCCGGAGAGAACGGCCGAGACGCUGGAUCCCGACGGCUGGCUCCACACCGGAGACAUCGGCAAAUGGCUGCCUAACGGCACGCUGAAGAUCAUCGACAGGAAAAAGCACAUCUUCAAGUUGGCGCAGGGCGAGUACAUCUCCCCUGAGAAGAUCGAGAACAUCUACAUUAGGAGUGAACCCGUGGCACAGCUGUAUGUUCAUGGAGACAGUCUGCAGUCCUGUUUGGUAGGAAUUGUGGUUCCCGAUGCUGAAGUGAUGCCCGAAUGGGCCAAGAAAAAAGGCAUUCUGGGCACCUACAAGGACCUAUGUAAAAACACAGAAUUGAAGAAGGCAAUCCUUGAAGAUUUGGUGCGUCUGGGCAAAGCCAGUGGCCUCCACUCUUUUGAGCAGGUGAAGAACAUCUACAUCCACAAUGACUUGUUCUCCAUCGAAAACGGCCUCCUGACCCCGACGCUAAAGGCCAAGAGGCCGGAGCUCAAGGAAUUCUUCAAGGCAAAGAUCGACCAGCUCUACAGCAGCAUCUCCAUGUGAAUGCCGGCAAACCUCAUUUACCUUCAAGCAUCCACAAAACACAAAAAUCUGCUUUGACCAGUGACCUACAGUGGGAUAAACGUGUGUGUGUCACCUGAGGCUUAACAUGCUUUGGGAAAUCAACCAAACCAAACCUGGCCCAGCAUGUGGAAGAUUUAAAACACCAAAUUAAAAAACUAAUUAAAGAAAGACGUUAAAUUUUCAAACACAAUGCACAUUGUCAUGUUUCCUUUUUAUGUAUGCAUUUACUGUGUCAUGGUUUGAGAUGAAUGCAUAUGUUAAAAGGAUACUUUGUCUGUAAUAAGUUCUUUGCUUUGUGACAUGAACGCCCACGCCAUAUUAAAACAAAUGAGAACAUGUCA
Molecule: messenger RNA, 3427 nt
Organism: Mugil cephalus (flathead mullet)
Lineage: Eukaryota; Metazoa; Chordata; Actinopteri; Mugiliformes; Mugilidae
Gene: acsl6
Product: acyl-CoA synthetase long chain family member 6
Exons: 21
Coding region: 897-3065 (722 amino acids)
Biological process (GO): very long-chain fatty acid metabolic process; long-chain fatty acid metabolic process; long-chain fatty-acyl-CoA biosynthetic process
Cellular component (GO): endoplasmic reticulum; membrane
Molecular function (GO): arachidonate-CoA ligase activity
Source: RefSeq, a predicted model, not a curated record